GGACACCUGCCGUCAAUAGCCAACAUUCUUGCACUUUAAAGCCCGUUCCGGACGGCUACAAAUAGGAGGAUGAGACGCACAGGCGCGCAGAACUUUACGCACGAGCUCUCCAAAUAUGACAACACUGCAGAGAGAGGUCCAGGGCUCCCUGCUGACUGACGGGGACGGCUUCGACAUGUGGCACGACUACAUGAACCUGGGCAGGCUCCUGGAGAGGCUGUGCGUCAGGCGUGAGGCGCAGCGCGGAGAGGGGCCACAGCUGGAACAUCUGGCGCAGUGGAGCCCCUUCCGAGACCCGUCCGAUCAGCGGGAGGAGGACAACAAACUGUCCGCGGAGACGAGCUCAGUCAGCAGCCUGUCCGACACCAGCUGCGGCGCCAGCGUCUCCUCGGACCACUGUCGCUUCUGCAAGCAGAACGGGGAGUCUCCGAGGGUGUACGGGUCGCACAGGCUGAAAACCGACGACGGCAAAGUCACUUGCCCCAUCCUCCGCAAAUACACCUGUCCCAUCUGCGAGGCCACCGGGGACCACGCACACACACGCCGGUACUGCCCGCAGACGCAGCGGAGGGGAGGCAGGAAGAUGCUGCCCAGGUCCAGGUUCUGGUAGCUGGUUGGACAGUGAAGGACUGAUGACACCGAAGGGACUGUACAUAAUUACAUGUUUUUAUCCAUGUGUUCACGUGCACAGACUGUUUCAUGUGCAGCCUAUGGAAAUGUGCAGUUUGGCUUGAGUCAGGUUAAGAGACUACAGCUGCCAUGUUUUGUAUAUAUUUGGAUUUCAAUGUAUGCAGUUUUUGUUAUACAGUUUAUCUAUAAGUGACUUGAGUCUAAUUCUGCAAAUAAAACUUAAAGCCGGAGUGAAGUGAAGCCGGAUUCAGUCAUAUUUUAUUAGGAAAUAUCAGUGUUGGGAUGUAACACUGUUUCGAUGUACACAAGAGUUAAAUAUUGGGCUUUUUACUCAACACAGUAAUAACAGAAAUAAUGUUUUUUAUUAUUAUUGUUCUUGUUCUUGUUCUUCUUAUUGUUAGUAGUAGUAUUUAAAACCACAAAGGACCAGGUCCAGUGCAACCUGACUAUUGUUUGACUGUUUAUUGAAUAAAGAAAAACAUUUUAA
Molecule: messenger RNA, 1117 nt
Organism: Hippoglossus stenolepis (Pacific halibut)
Lineage: Eukaryota; Metazoa; Chordata; Actinopteri; Pleuronectiformes; Pleuronectidae
Gene: nanos2
Product: nanos homolog 2
Exons: 1
Coding region: 116-610 (164 amino acids)
Biological process (GO): oogenesis; negative regulation of translation
Cellular component (GO): perinuclear region of cytoplasm
Molecular function (GO): mRNA binding; zinc ion binding
Source: RefSeq, a predicted model, not a curated record